Messenger RNA from Closterium sp. Yama58-4, 2856 nucleotides. NCBI's taxonomy places the organism in Eukaryota, Viridiplantae, Streptophyta, Zygnematophyceae, Desmidiales, Closteriaceae. The record is from the annotation of a GenBank genome assembly.
AUGAAGUUGGUUUUGCUGGACAGUGGCAUCAAGACAAGGAAUACCCGCAAGAUUUUUGCAGGAACCAAGCUUGUGCUGUCUGAACUCGCCAAGGCGAGUAACCCUAACGCUAACAUGGAGUACGUGGACAAGCAGCUCGUGGAAGCGGAUUGCAUAAUCCUACGGGAGGACUGUGGGAUGGGCACAGCAGCCACAGCAGCCGAACAAGGAGGACUGUGGGAUUUUUGUUUGUCAAUGCGGCGCGACUUGUGUGCACACACGUGCGGAGAUCUUAUUCGGCAGCUGGAAGAACUGGGGAUCGAAAUCCCUCCGCAAGACGCAGUCCGGGUUACGGAGGAGGGGGCAGUGGUGUUGGAGAGGAAUAAUGUUAUGGGAGAUGGGAGGCAAGCACCGAUCAUUCGCCCUGUGGAGGACGGACGGGUUACGGAGAUAACGAGGGAAGUGGCGACUUUGAAGAACGAUGUGAGGUACCUAGACGCGAGCCUCACCGUCAUAACCAACUUUGUAGGAUUGAGGAGGGACGAGGUGGUGUCCGCUGCAACCCAACUACUGCUGCAUGGGAGUCAUGUGGGAACCGGCGCGAAAGCAGAGGCAGGUGCCACCAAGAAUGCUCCACGCACUCCACAGCGUCCGUCUGGUUCACGCUUGCAACAGAACCCGCUGCUCGCGCACGGGUCCAUACCUCACUGGAUGUUCACGCGUGGGAGACGGCUACUCGGGGUGAGUGGGCCGGCUGGAGCUGAUGCGUGGGGAGAUACGCGAGGGCAUGAGACGAUGAAGGCCGAAGAGGAAGAGGAUCUCGUGUCCGACACAGAGGACGAAGAGGAUGACGACGAUACGUGUGCCACCAAGUACACAGGAGUGAAGUUGGAGAAAGCAUCCGGCAAGUACGGCGUCAAGAUCCUGAUUAAAGAAGGUGGAAGGCGUAAGCAGCAGCGACUGGGAGCAUACACCUCGGAGGACGAGGCGGCGUUCGCGUACGCCGCAGGUGUGUUCGUGCUGAGGCCACGUGACAAUAUACCCGACAUGGCCAGCCUGUCAUCCGCAGAGAAGGCAAUGCUGCGUGGAUGCACCAAGGAAGAUCUGCAGCUCCUGGUGGAAGCGCGGAAGUGGUGGAGGUGGCGGAGCUGGCGGGAGGCGCUGGAGGGCGUGAGCAGCAAGCUGAAACGCGGGAGGAAGCGUGGGGUUGCCAUAGGUACAUCAAAGAGGCGUAGGGUGGUGGAUAGCAACAACGCGGCUCCCAACGAACCAGAGGUCCCUGAAAAUGCUGAGAGUGGGGAAACGGCCACUGUGACCAACGACAACGGCGGAGGUGCAAGGAACACCGGCCAGGAAGAGCGUGGGGAAGACACUGCUGCACAUGAGAAGACCGCUUGCUGUUGCGUGCUUGUAUGCAUGUUUGAUGAAUGCGAAGUCGCGUGCUUACAUAGUAUGACGGCGGGUGCCGAGAGUGCAGAUUCGUCCGAGCGCAGCGAGGAGGAUGAUGAGGAAGGCUCCGACACAUCGGCCUCGGGCUCACACGAAGAAUCCGGCGACGCUGCUACGGGGGGGAAGACGUACGGCGGUGGGUGUGUGGGAACCGCUGCGCCCAAUGCCGACAUGCGCGCAAAUCGCGAAGCGCAGGACACGGAUGUGCAUCUUGGUGAUGGCCGAGGACAUGUGGACGGACAUGUGGACCGCACCUGCGGGAACCCAUUGGACGCCAACGGCGAUGACGUGCGCAUCCCGAGCAGGGUUUUCGAGCAACUUAUACAGGCUCAGGACAAGAGCGCCAAGGAGAACGCGCGGUUGGAGGCGUUGUUCUUGAACGCAAUGUCUCGGCCUUCCAGUGGCUCUCGUAGGCGUAAGGCUCAGAAGCAGAGAGACCCGGGGCAGGGUUGUAUGAACCCGAAGCGUCAGCGUGGCGAGACGUGGAGUGGCGGGUCCGAUGAUGACGGCGAGGACGACGAGGAAGGCACGCAUGGUUCUAGUGGCCGUCAUAUGCGUACCGCAAAGUCUCCUAUUUUGCAACGCGCUUUGGAGCAUCUGCCGACUGACAAGGCAUGGAAGGUGAGCGGACAUGUUUCCGUAAGGGUCCAAUGGGUUUGCGAGCUCGCCAGGGUUCACAUGUUUCUCAACAGGCCGACAUCGACGAUGACCUUCUACCCGAGCAGCGACGAUAAGACUCACGGAGUGUGUGCGGUGCUGGACCGCCUGCCGCAUAGCUUCGCCUGUUUGGCGUUGGCGGCUGACAAGUCGCGUCGAGCAGAUCUCAACAAGAUGCUCUCUGAGUGGAAGACCAGGGCUGCCGCUCGCGUGCGAGACAUUGCACUUCCCAAGCUCGGCAUGUUCCGCGACGACAGGGACGCAUCCAGCCCGUGGGCACCCGAGAAGGAGCGUAGUAUCGAGAAGAUAAGGGAGCGUAUUGGGCUUGGCGCUGACCCCCCUGGUGAGUGCCGGCGAAAUGCGAUGGAGUCGUUGACCAGUUAUAGUUAUGCACCUAUGAAUGCCUGGCGGACACUGAUACUGACAGUGCGCAUGUGGUGUGCAGAAACCCUGGUGCUCACGAGCUGGGCGACAGACAAGGAUGGCAUUCCGUUUGCCUCUCGUGCGUUCGCGACAUGUGCGAAGGCUGCAUUCAAGCCGAAGAAGGCAGGGCUGGUGAUGACACUGAAGGUGUACCACCUGGCCUGGUUGGAGCAUGUGGUAUCCGAUUGUGUCCUCUACUGGGAGGAGAGGAAAGGCCGGCUUUCCAACUCGGCCGGCGGGAACGCCCACGUUGUGGGCGGGCUCAAGGUCCUGGUGAAGGAGGCCGUGGAGAGGGCGAUCCGGAUCCGCAACCCCGAGUAUGACGCGGAGCGCGAGGCGUGGAUCUAG